Molecule: messenger RNA, 897 nt
Organism: Komagataella phaffii GS115
Lineage: Eukaryota; Fungi; Ascomycota; Pichiomycetes; Pichiales; Pichiaceae
Exons: 1
Coding region: 1-897 (298 amino acids)
Biological process (GO): mitotic intra-S DNA damage checkpoint signaling; meiotic DNA integrity checkpoint signaling; double-strand break repair via homologous recombination
Cellular component (GO): checkpoint clamp complex; site of double-strand break; nucleolus
Source: RefSeq, a predicted model, not a curated record
AUGAAAUUGAAGCUAUGCGUAUCCAACACGGAUGUGUUAUUAUCAACAUUAUCAGCUAUACAGCCAUUACGAAAAUUAUGUGUGCUGAGGUUUACUCCUGUGCAUCUAUGUAUAAUAAGUAUGGCCUUAAAUGAGCCCCAGGCUUGGUGCAAGAUAUCGCAGGAAGUCUUUCCAUUGUACGAAGUUGAGUCGAUUAGAGAUAAUGUGCUAUGUGUGGAGACUAAUAUUGACCCUUUGAUCAACGCGUUAAGAAAUUUCGACAAGAGCAAUUCAGAUGGGCUGUCGAUUAGGCUUCAACGAAGACCAGUUGCAAAUGAAGGUCCAGAAUCUUCCAAGAAGAACAGAUCUAUGGCCGUGCUAUCGCUGAUCUACACGGAGCAUGUGUCUAUGGCUUCGUCUAGAAGUUACAGUUUCAAGAUUCCAGUUAAAGUUUUGAAGGCUGAAAUCGAUCAAGGUAUCGUAGAGCCCCAACUGACCCAUGCGGAGGUUUUGAUGAAGCUCGACAGAGAUAUUUUACCGUUGUUCAGACGUAUUGAACGGUAUAAAAGAUCUGGGUAUAUCUGCGUUACAGGAACAAACCGUGGAAGACUUGAGCUAUCCAUUGAAGAGGAUUCCAGAAAGGUUCAACUAUCAUGGAAAGAAUUCUUACAAGUUCAGCAAUUGGAAGGAGAGACACAGCAACAGAGUCAAUUUAGUACACAAGAUCAAGAUAUGCCCCAUAGUGUGCAGAUAAAAUUAAAGGAUUGGCGGCUUGGAGCUAAACUGACGGAACUGUGCUACAAAGUAGUAAUGAUUAUUAGUGAAAACCAUGCGUUGGUUCUUCAUUGCAUCUUGAACGAAGACGAAACUGCCGAAGUUACGUAUUAUAUUGGCGGAAAGAUUCAGGAUCAAGAAUGA